AUGAACAACAGUACCACUGAUAUAACUGUCGCUGUGAUGAACAACAGUACCACUGAUAUAACUGUCUCUGUGAUGAACAACAGUACCACUGAUAUAACUGUCUCUGUGAUGAACAACAGUACCACUGACAUAAGUGUCUCUGUGAUGAACAACAGUACCACUGACAUAAGUGUCUCUGUGAUGAACAACAGUACCACUGACAUAAGUGUCUCUGUGAUGAACAACAGUACCACUGACAUAAGUGUCUCUGUGAUGAACAACAGUACCACUGACAUAAGUGUCUCUGUGAUGAACAACAGUACCACUGACAUAAGUGUCUCUGUGAUGAACAACAGUACCACUGACAUAAGUGUCUCUGUGAUGAACAACAGUACCACUGACAUAAGUGUCUCUGUGAUGAACAACAGUACCACUGACAUAAGUGUCUCUGUGAUGAACAACAGUACCACUGACAUAAGUGUCUCUGUGAUGAACAACAGUACCACUGACAUAAGUGUCUCUGUGAUGAACAACAGUACCACUGACAUAAGUGUCUCUGUGAUGAACAACAGUACCACUGACAUAAGUGUCUCUGUGAUGAACAACAGUACCACUGACAUAAGUGUCUCUGAUGAACAACAGUACCACUGA
Messenger RNA from Procambarus clarkii (red swamp crayfish), 630 nucleotides. NCBI's taxonomy places the organism in Eukaryota, Metazoa, Arthropoda, Malacostraca, Decapoda, Cambaridae. The record is from RefSeq and is a predicted model, not a curated record.